GGCGGUUCCCAAGAGGACGUCCCAACUUGCUUCCAAUAGCCCUUCCGUAGCCAUUUUGGAUCAAGGCUUUGUAGCAAGUCUUGGCGUCAGUACGAUUGAGAAGGAGCUAUCCUGCAGGAGCAAUGCCAGGCACGAGCAAUGCAACUGGACCGAGAAAGACCUCUGGACUUUUGGCAAUGAUCGCAAGCUCGUUUCUCUUCGCUUUGAUGGCUCUCAUAGUGAAGCUACUAGGACGGUUUGGCCCGUUUGAGCUUGUGUUUUGGCGCUCCGUGAUCAUGUUCCCUUCAACACUCGGGUUGAUGUGGUAUCGGGGGAUCUACCCGUGGGGUGAGUCAGGGCAGCGAUUUUUCUUCAUACUUCGAGGAACAGCUGGCUUCUUCUUCAUGGGUACCUACUACUUCUCGAUCCAACAGUUGGCUCUUGGUGACGCAGUGGUUAUCACCUACACAAGCCCAGUUCUCACCGCGAUCGUGGCGGCAGUCCUCCUGAACGAACCCCUGGAGUUGCUUGAUCUUGCAGGCUCGCUGCUCUGCAUGGUGGGGGUGGUUUUGGUCAGCCAGCCUAGCUUCAUCAUGACAUAUUUUGGUGCGCAUCCUGUUCCAAUGCCUGUCGCUGGAGUAGCGGGCGCGUUAUGCUCCGCAAUGUUUGCCACGUCCGUUUCCAUCCUCUUGCGCUAUCGGAAGGAUCUGAAUCCGCUUGUAUCCACGAACUACUUUGCAAUUGUAGGCAUAUUCACAAGCCCAUUCUUCAUGUUGGCGUUUGGUGAGCCCUGGGUCGUACCAGACAGGGUCAGCGAGUGGUUUUUGAUGAUUCCAUUAGCUUUGUUAUCCGUCUUUGGACAGAUCCUCAUGAACAUUGGAUUGCAACGCGAAUCAGCUGGCAAGGCGACUGUCAUGAAUUACAUCCAGGUGGUUUUCGCGAAUCUGUUCCAAAUUACCCUUCUGCACGAGGAGACUGAUCGAUUGAAGGUUUCGGGUGCCGCGCUAAUUGCAUCUUGGGGCGCGAUUGCACUUUUCAAGGAUGCCCGGAGCAAAGGGGUGGAUCAGUCGAAGGCUCUCGAUUCAGACCUCCUGAGUAGCAGCCCCGUGGGGCGUUCGUCGUCGUCGUUCUUGGCCUCGAAGGAUGAGCCAUCACCAUCUGACGUUGUAAGGCGGGGCUCCAGCACCCUGAUGGCCGCCACGGACAGCCUGGGUGGCUCCGAGAGUUCCGUGACGCACCAGAACUCUUUCCACGCCGGCUGAGGUACGGCAGUGUGUCGGGGGCGGUUGGAGGGCGGCGCGCUCGACGUUUGCCGUGUUCCAAAGGACAAAGCACUUUCCAUAUUACAGUCAUGUUAGCCAGCGCCCACCCCAAGCACUGUGUUUCUAGCAGUAUCUCUUGUGCAA
Prorocentrum cordatum is the source of this 1385-nucleotide messenger RNA. Lineage: Eukaryota; Dinophyceae; Prorocentrales; Prorocentraceae. The record is from the annotation of a GenBank genome assembly.